AUGGUUUACACACGCUCACUACUGUUGAGCGCUCUGGCGGGCUUGACUGCCGUCAAUGCGAUCCCCACGAUCGAGGUCAAGGGCAGCAAGUUCUUUACCAGCGAGGGCAAUCAGUUCUACGUCAAGGGUAUCGCGUACCAACUCGUUCCUGAAGACCCACUGAUCGACGCUACCCAAUGCCGUCUCGACGCCACGCUCAUGAAGACCAUCGGCACCAACUCGAUCCGUGUGUACCAUGUUGAUCCUAACGGGGAUCAUACAGGUUGUAUGAAGGCAUUCGCGGAUGCAGGAAUCUACCUGUGGCUCGACCUUGACACAUUCACUACGCAAAUCGAGCAGACAAGUCCCCAUUGGAACCAGGGUCAGCGUGAUUCUUUCGCCAAAGUCAUGGACGAGUUUCACCAGUUCGACAACACCGCUGGUUUCUUCGUUGGCAACGAGAUCUUGACUACAGCCAACGGCUCUGCAGCAGCACCCUACGUCAAAGCCGCUGCGCGUGACCUGAAAGCUCACCGCACCUCCAAAGGAUACCGUAAUAUCCCCGUCGGCUACUCUGCCGCUGACAUCGCCUCGCUGCGUCCCAUGCUCCAGAACUACCUCGCUUGUGGUGACAAAGCCGCUGAAACAAUUGAUUUCUUCAGCUUGAACGCGUACUCAUGGUGCGGCGGCAGCACCUACGAGCAAUCCGGGUACAAGGUCCUCGAACAGAACUCCACCGAUCUCCAUAUCCCUAUCUUCAUGUCGGAGACUGGAUGUAACACAGUGCGCCCUCGUGACUUCAAGGACCAGGAGGCGAUCUAUGGGGAGAUGUCGGACGUGUGGUCUGGCAGUAUCGUCUAUGAGUGGAUCGAAGAGGCCAACAACUACGGUCUCAUCAAGUAUGGCGACAAGGUUGAUCCGGCUGGCCCUUCUGCACCUCCAGAUGGCUUCCCGCGCUCUGGAACCCCAACGCCCAUCUCCCCUGACUUCCCCAACCUUGGCAACGUCUGGAAAACACUCAACCCCUCUGGCGUCAAAGCAAGCAACUACAAUCCCACGAACAAGCCCGUGGCUUGCCCGGAUUUCACGAGCGGUGUUUGGGAGGUUAACCCGACAUCUGCGCUGCCUACACUUGGGCAGGUGCAUACCUUUGGCUCUCAAGCGACUGGCACAUCAGGAUCUGGAUCGUCGGGAUCGUCUAAGCCGUCUGGAUCGUCAGCUACUGGCACCGCUGGUCAGGCGUCAGCGACCGCAUCGCCUGGUGCUGCCCCUAAGAGCCUUAGCAGAGAGUUGAAGGGUAUGGGCGCUGCGUUGGCUGGAUUGAUGGCCGUGUUCGCGUGGCUAUGA
Cucurbitaria berberidis CBS 394.84 is the source of this 1326-nucleotide messenger RNA. Its product is annotated as glycoside hydrolase family 72 protein. NCBI's taxonomy places the organism in Eukaryota, Fungi, Ascomycota, Dothideomycetes, Pleosporales, Cucurbitariaceae. Bases 1 to 1326 code for a protein of 441 amino acids. Gene Ontology annotation, cellular component: fungal-type cell wall; cytoplasm. The record is from RefSeq and is a predicted model, not a curated record. Gene Ontology annotation, biological process: fungal-type cell wall (1->3)-beta-D-glucan biosynthetic process. The transcript has 5 exons. Gene Ontology annotation, molecular function: 1,3-beta-glucanosyltransferase activity.